GAAAAUAUUUAGCUAAAGAAAACGUUGCGUCACGUGCUUGGACGUACGUGCUUGCACCCUUUUGAUAGUAGGGAAAGGAGAUUAUUUUACCCAUAGUACAUCCGUGAUCAGAUGAACAUGGCGCAGGGGAAACAGGCCGUUGUUGGAUUGUAAACAUUUCUAGACAAGAGGAUAUUUUGGAAUAAGAUCGACAUCGUGUCAUGCACGUGUGAAAUGGUCUCAAUCUCGAUAUACUGGAUCACUUCUGCUUCAUUGAUGACUACGAGGCGACCGAUUGAGUGCAGCAAAUCGAAUUGCAUUCAUAAACAUUUCUAUAGGACUUCAAACCCCUGAGCAUUCAUUGUUUUUGGAUAUCUCAACACAAAUCCUUGUUUUUAUCGUGGAUAACAUCUUCGUACGACCAAAUGGCUGCAACUGGAAACGCGAAAAGGUGUAAUGAUUUGCCCCGAGGCGUUGAAAGGUUAAAAGAGGAGCACCGAAAGGUGGUGAAAGAUUGCAGAAGUAAAAUUGAGCAUUGGAAAAAAGUGGAAAAAGACUACGAAUCUCUCCAGGAGCGUCUCAAGACCCUGCCUGACAAGUUGUCUUACGAUAUUAUGGUACCAUUUGGUCCCUUGGCAUUCAUGCCAGGAAAGCUAGUUCACACUAAUGAGUUAACAGUUCUCCUUGGCGAUAACUGGUUUGCCAAGUGUUCUGCCAAGCAGGCUGAUGCUCUUGUGGAACACAGGAAGACACAUGUGAACAAAACACUUGAUGACUUACAGAAAGUAAUGAAAAACUUUCAAAACAGGGCAGACUUCACAGAUGAUCUCAAAAAAUUGUCCGGCGUGACUGAUGGUACUGGAGAUUUUGUAGACAUUAGGGAAGAGGUGGUCAAUGAGGAGGAAAUUAACAAAGGAAAGCAUCGAUUGGCCCUCAAACCAAACUCAAAACCCAAGCAGGAGUAUUUACUGGAGCUGCAACAAGUAAAGGAUGAUGGAGAAGUAAAGAAAGGGCCGUCUGAGGAAGAGCUGUGGGCUCGACUUGAUGAAUUGGAGCUUCAAGAGGAAAUGCAGGAUGAAAGAUACAGAUUGGACAGCACAGACACUAAUGGAGAAGACACCACUUCCUCUUCCUCCGAAGAGGAGAAGGAAGCAGAUGAUAGCAACAGUGUCCAGAUUAAUGGUCAUCAGGAAGAGAGUGGAUGGGGACCCACAUCUCAGACGAACAGUAGUAUAGUCCCACAACCUGAGGUGGACGAAGAGGAUGAGUGUGAGGAGGAAACAGGAAACAGUCUUCCCACAAUCUACUUUUCUCAUACUGUGGAACCCAAAAAAGUUAGAAUCAACACAGGAAAGAACACAACUCUGAAGUUCAGCGAGAAAAAAGAACAAAAGGAACAGGCCAAACGGAAAAAGAAAAGCGGCAAAAGCAAUGGCCAUUCUCCUCAUGAAAGUUACAAGUUCACAACCCCAGCAGACAUUUAUAGGGUGUUUGUGGAUUUGGUGAACGGAGAGCCGGUGCCACGGAAGUCUAUUUUAAAGUCACGCAGCCGUGAGAACAGCGUGUGCAGCGACACCAGCGAGAGCAGCACAGCCGACUUCGAAGAGAGACGUGUUGCUUUCGGCCGCAUGCUGAGCCACGAUGAAGCCACACACAGUGACACCAGUGAUGGCAUUACAGAGGAGGACAGCCCCACAGGCAUGAGCCCACACUCCAACGGGCGCUUUGAGGCUUUUACAGGCACAGUGAUUGAAAAGGAUCCCAUGCCUUCCUCAAUUCCACAUCUAACAAUCGCCCCUCCUGCUCUACCCACAAUUCCUGAGAGAAAGCUGGAGGAGCUGGCCCCAGAAGUGCCUCAGGAGCCACCAAAGAGGAUGUCCAAAUUUAAAGCUACGCGGUUGCAGCAGAAAUGAUAGCUAAUAUCGCCAGGUCCCAGCUAUUCUGUUUUUGAAGUCCUUACAUCUGUAACAUUUUGGACUGGAAACAUGAUGUUCUGUUUACUCCCUAAUUCUUUCUCCGAGCUACACUGUUGUCAGUUAAUGCACAUAAUGCAUGUUUUUUAUUCAGAUACAGAAGCUUAAUUCAGUCUGUAGGUGCAAUAACAAUAUAAUACAAUUCGACAUACAAAUUGCUUCCUCUGUUUUUAGGACAAGCGGCGUAUUUAGCUACCUUUGGAGUUUAUUCGUUUAGAUAAUUAUAAAAAAUAGAAAUGUCUAAAUUAUGUAAACAUUAAGACAAACACAAUAUGUUUGUGAAAUCAUGGCUUAACACUACUUGUGUGUCAUGGAUUUAAUAGAUAAUGUGGAAUUUAUGAAAAUGUGGCUUUUUUGUGAGUUGAUGGUCAUGUUAAUUCAUGAAACUAUGCUUUGACCCACCUUGACAGUGAUAUGGCCGCCAGUUUCUGUCAGAUUUAAAACGUAUUUUUAUCCCGUAGGAGCUUUUCCUUUAGCUCUCUAUCAUCUUUUCUACAGUUUUGAAUUGUUUUCUGUCCAGUGUUUGAUUUCAGACCCUAUAGAUGGGCAGCAGCCUUUUUGUAAUUUGUAAAACUAUAACUGAAAUGGAUACAAGAAAUAAACGGUUGACCACAAA
Triplophysa dalaica is the source of this 2568-nucleotide messenger RNA. RefSeq names its product URI1 prefoldin like chaperone (gene uri1). The transcript is spliced from 11 exons. Gene Ontology annotation, biological process: negative regulation of transcription by RNA polymerase II; negative regulation of phosphatase activity. Lineage: Eukaryota; Metazoa; Chordata; Actinopteri; Cypriniformes; Nemacheilidae. Bases 405 to 1892 code for a protein of 495 amino acids. The record is from RefSeq and is a predicted model, not a curated record. Gene Ontology annotation, molecular function: chromatin binding; transcription corepressor activity; phosphatase inhibitor activity.